Messenger RNA from Guillardia theta CCMP2712, 162 nucleotides. RefSeq lists its product as hypothetical. The transcript has a single exon. The record is from RefSeq and is a predicted model, not a curated record. NCBI's taxonomy places the organism in Eukaryota, Cryptophyceae, Pyrenomonadales, Geminigeraceae. The annotation marks the transcript as partial.
AAAGAAGGCGCAGUUGCUACAGAAAACAUAACAAUCAGUGUAAAACUUGAAAAAUGCCGUGAUGUAAGCUUCAAAGUCAAACCAAGCACAGCGAUGCAAAAAUUAAUGGAUUCAUAUUGUUUAAAGCAACAUUUACGAAUAGAAAAAGUAAGAUUCGAGUAC